Microbotryum saponariae is the source of this 2732-nucleotide messenger RNA. The record is from the annotation of a GenBank genome assembly. Lineage: Eukaryota; Fungi; Basidiomycota; Microbotryomycetes; Microbotryales; Microbotryaceae.
AUGGGUGGCCCAUCGGGGUCUCAUCGCUCCCAGCACUCUCACCAGCAGCAUGCGUCUCAGCCGUUCCUCAGCCAACAGCAGCUGCAGCCACAGCAGCAGCACCAGCAGCAGCAACCACCGUCGGUUUACGCACCACCGCCGCCGCCGCCGCCGCCGCCGUCAGGACCGAUCAAGCUGCAGGGCUUUGAGAUCCCCACUCCAUCUUCGUCCAGCACCAGCAGCGGCCGGACGAACGCGCACACCAGCCCAUCGACGAGCCAGGGCGCGUUCUCGGUCGACCCUUCGAUGCUGUUCGGAUUCCAGCCUCAGAGCAGCACUACUGGCGCCGCGGCGGGCGGUGAUCGUCGUCAUGGCGCGUCGCCCUCCGCUUCCUCGGCGUCGCACAAGACCGUCUCGCCGCCACCGUUCCUCACUUCGGGCACGGCCGCCUUUUCCGAUCUCGACCUCGACUUUGAGACCACGCUGGCUUCCUUGGCCCAGCAUCAUCAGCAGCACCACCAGCAGCAGCAGCAGCAGCAACAGCAGCAGCAGCAGCAGCAGCAGCAGCAACAGCAACAGCACGCACAUGCCCACGCGCAACACCACCACCCCGCCGCAGCUCACCCGUCGUUCGGAUCGGGCCUCUAUCGUCUCAAUGCCGACCACCACACCGCGCCACCGGCACACCAGUCUCCUCACUUGGCGAACCACUCGCACCUCGGCCAGUACAGCGGACCGGGAGCGUCCUAUGGCGCGUACGACGCUCACGCUUUCGGCGGCGGCGGCGGCGGCGGGAUGCCCACCUAUCUCACCAGCGCCGGAGACACCCCGCCCCCGCCCCCGCACACCGUCUCGGCCUCGUCGACGACCCACCACCCGGCUCGCAUCAUCCCCGUUUCCACCGCCCCUUUGAUGACCGGCUCGCUCAGUAACCCCAAUGCUCCCUCCCCGCACGAAUCGCGUCACAAUCUACGCUCACCGGCGACCCCGACGACCCCGCUGCUCGAUCUCUUUGGCAACCCCUUAUCUCCCACGAAUCCAGACUCACCCCACGGCGCCGCGUCCCAGCUGCAACAACAACAACAACAACAACAACAACAACGGAGGUCAUCGCAGGUUGCGCAAGAGUUUGGGUCCUACUCGUCGUCGCACGGGGAAGGGUUCGGUCCGAACUCGGCCGUUCCGAUCACGCAAGGGAUCCCGUUGAAGGCAUCGUCUUCCUCAUCGCUCAGCAAGCGUCGCGGAUCGGCCGUCGUCAUGCCCGGAUCACCCGAGGCGGCCAAGUCCCUGAGCAGCAGCAGUCAUGGUCGAUCGAGGAGUACGGGUGUCGGCAAAGCGCCGACGUCGAGGGCGAGGUCGAGAUCGGCGAGGAGGAAUGGGAGUGCCGCCUAUUUAACGAAUGGAUCGGCCAGCGCUUCGUCGAGCAACCUCAUUGCUUCGGCCAAUCCUCCUUCUUCGACGUCGGGUCCGAGUGCGGCGAUUGCGAUCCCGGCUGUCAAAGCAGGCGAGGACGGUGCAUCGUCGUCGGUGCCCAAGAGUAACAACCUCCACCCACUCGCCAUGUCGAUGCCGGCCUACCCCGGUGGCGGAUCAGGCGACGGCACGAAUCGACACGACUGGUUCACGUCACCGCAAGCGAUUCGGGCUGCAGCAGGCUCGUCGUACAAGGGUGGGAACGGGGGAGCAAGUUUGGGUACCAGCGCAUCGACGACGACGACGACGAUGGAUGCCGAGUCCGGGUGGAGGCCUAGUGCAGGCUCGGUCGGGGUCCCUUCUUCGGCGCCUGUUUUGGGCUCGAGCAAGAAGGGCAAGAUGACGCUCGAUGAUGUGCCUGAGGAUCCGACGCAAAGGCAGUGAGUCGCAAAAGUGUGAGAGAGGCUGUCUGGGCCACGAUGUUGUUCCUUUGCUCACCAUCAUCCUCACGUCCUUUCCCCAUUCGAGCGGCCGCUCCCUCCCGUUAGAGCCGCGCUCCUGACCGAGAAACGACGCAGGCGGCGCGAAUCGCACAACGCGGUCGAACGACGUCGCCGCGACAACAUCAACGACCGCAUCACCGAACUCGCCUCCUUGCUACCCGAAGUCCUGCUCGACCAAGUCAAUUCGGCCUCUUCGGCCGCUGCGGCCAAAGCCGCCGCUUCGGGCGUGAGCGUCGACGAUUUGGACGAACCCGUCGACGGAUCGUUCGCGGCGUUGAGUUUGUUGAGCCCCGACCCUUCGACGGGCUUGGGUUUGAGUAAUGGUAUCUUGGGCACCAGUCCGACGUCCGCGAUGUUGGGCACGAGUAGGCAGAUGACGCAGGGGGCUGGGGCAGCCGCAGCGGCGACGAUGGGCAAGCCGAAUAAGGGCAUCAUACUGCAAAAGAGCGUCGAGUAUAUAAGGUGCGUGGGUUAGAACGAUAAAGGAUUGGAUUCUUGAUCGAAAUUCAUGGGGACUGACGAUCAACUUGGUGUAUAUCUAGAUACCUUCAACAAUUACUCGAAUUGCAUCUUCAACGUGGCGCCGCGCUCGAACAUCGCGUUUCCGAACUCGAGGCGGGGAGGUUGGGUCUCGAAGGUUUGGACGGUGCGAUCGACGGGAUUCGAUCAAAGGAAUCGAGGAGGGGUGCGACGACCUCUUCGGCGGGCAUUCGAUCACCUUCGCUGUCGAAUGGUUCCGAGGCCUUGUUUGAUUUCUCGCCGACUUCGACCACGGGCGCGACGACGGAUCGGCAAGGGUGGAUCAUCCCCAAGGAAGAGGAGAUGGAUCAAAGUUAG